This is a messenger RNA of Closterium sp. Yama58-4, 888 nucleotides long. The record is from the annotation of a GenBank genome assembly. NCBI's taxonomy places the organism in Eukaryota, Viridiplantae, Streptophyta, Zygnematophyceae, Desmidiales, Closteriaceae.
GACUUUGGGCAGUGCGACAGCAAGCGCUGCACGGGUCGCAAGCUGCUGCGGCUGAGGCUCAUUCGGGAGAUGCGCGUGCAGCAGCGCUUCGCAGGCAUCUGCCUCAGUCCCACGGGGCAGAGGGCGGUGUCAAGGGCAGACGCGCCCCUACUGGCAGCCAAGGGGCUGGCCGUGGUGGACUGCUCGUGGGCUUGCCUUGGAGAUGUGCCCUUCGCUGCCCUCAAGUCCGGCGCUCCCAGGCUGUUGCCAUGGCUGGUGGCGGCCAAUCCAGUGAACUACGGCAAGCCCUGCCAGCUGUCGUGUGUUGAGGCCAUGGCUGCUGCGCUCUACAUCUGUGGCGACAAGGAAACAGCAUCGGAGCUGCUCAGUCGCUUCAAGUGGGGCCACGCCUUCCUCUCCCUCAACAGUGAGCUGCUGGAGGCAUACGCGGCGUGUGCGGACGGGGCGGAGGUGAUAGCGGCGCAGCACAGGUGGAUGGAGAGGGAGGCGGAGCUCGCACAGGCCAGACAUGCCGGCACAGAUGAGCCUUCCCCAGGCAACAGCGGAAGCGACUCAGAAGGUUCUGAUUCUGAUGAUGACGCAGCACCUCUGUUCCGCAACCCGAAUCAUGGUGCUGGGUGGGGGAGAGGGGGGAGAGGAGGGGAAGAAGAGGAUGAGGAUGAUGAUGAGGAGGAUGAGGAUGAUGAUGAGGAGGAUGAGGAGGAAGAUGAGGAGGGGGGUGAGGAGGAGGGUGAGGAGGAUGAGGAAGAGGAUGAGGAUGACGAGGAUAGCGAUGGGAGGAAGGAGGGGAAGGGUGGGAAGGUUGAAGGGAAGGGUGAGGGUUGGGGGGAGAGCACCAGACGGGGGCAGUGGGGGAGGGGGAGGGGCACAGGAGGCAGGCGAAGAUAA